AUAAUCUGCGGGCGGCAAGUGAUGUGCAGCUACCUGACGCAGGACAUCGAACUGCGGGUGGUGCAGCACUACGUGGGAGCGGACGGUCAGACGGUGGUCAGAGAGCACUGUGACUGCCUGCAGGCGGGAGCCAAACUGCCCUCCUAUGUGCUGGAAGAUGCAGAGAUGACUGAGCUGUGCAUGAGAGCCCGUGGAGACGAGGACUGGUCCCAGGAUGUUCAGCUGGAGCAGAGGGAAAAGGGCAGGAGCAGCAGCUCUGUUGUUCAGGUGGCCUGCUCCAGCGGAUCUUUGCUUUAUGUCUGGUGCACUCUGAUUACUGUGGAGCCCAACUCACACAUGCAGCAGCGGCUGGUGAUUUUCAGUCCCCUGUUUGUCAUGAGGAGCCACUUGCCAGAACCUCUAGUUGUCCAGAUAGAGAAAAGGAGUCUAGGGCUGAAAGAGAGUCAGCUGAUACAAGGACAAGGGCAUGAGGAACCCCUCUUAAACACAGAGGCAGAGCUCACCCACCACCUCAUUUUCCAAGCCAGGUAA
Molecule: messenger RNA, 531 nt
Organism: Cyprinodon variegatus (sheepshead minnow)
Lineage: Eukaryota; Metazoa; Chordata; Actinopteri; Cyprinodontiformes; Cyprinodontidae
Product: vacuolar protein sorting-associated protein 13B-like
Exons: 3
Coding region: 22-531 (169 amino acids)
Source: RefSeq, a predicted model, not a curated record